UGCGUACAUAUGUUUUGUGAAUACUGACAAUUAAAGAGGCCAAAGUAAAAAAAAAAAAAACCAGAGAAACACUUCGCUGAAGAUUAUGAGAUUUGUGUGAGCUUGUCUGCUGUUAGCGUUUGGCUAGUUAGCAUCCACGUUAGCUAGCUAGCUAAACUCUUUUUUUGGAUUCCCUUUUUCUCUCCAAAUGGACUGAAAAGUAACAGCACGGACCCCGGAGACCUCGCAUCUUCCUUUCUUUGAAAAGGGUCAUGGCGCAGCGGUCUGGCCCACCUGAGAUCACCUGGCGCACAGGAUCUCUUGGGGUCGCUCUGAGCACAGAGGACGACUCUGGAUUGGAGGACGGAGGUGACGGGUGCAGUAGUCGUAGAAACGGCGUCCCGGCUCAGUCCCCGAAUCCACACGGAAUAAAGGAACGCACCACUAUCUUCAUUGCGUUCAAGGGAAACCUCGACGAUGACGAUUUUCAGCAGAAGCUCGACAGAAUCUUGAAUGGGAUGCCGCAGAUGCUCUCGCUGGGUCCUGAGAGGCUGGCGCCCCAGCGAGUGGAGCCGUGGAACAGCGUGCGAGUCACCUUUAAUAUCCCCAGAGAAGCCGCUGAACGCCUCCGCCUCCUCGCUCAAAACAACCAGCAGCAGCUUCGGGACCUGGGGAUCCUAUCAGUGCAAAUCGAAGGUGAAGGACCCAUCAAUGUUGCAGGUGGGCAGAACCGAGGGCAGGAAGUCAGAGUGAACGGACCUAUCGGGGCACCGGGUCAGAUAAGGAUGGAUGUUGGGUUUCCUAUGCAACAAGGCCCUGCUGGAAUGCGGAUGAACAAUCCUUCAAUGGUGCCCUCUGGUCCUGGCAUGGCUCCACAGGGCAUGGUACCUGGCAGUAGUGGACAGAUGCACCCAAGGGUACCAAGGCCAGCAACACAAUCAGAUUCAAUGGAUCCCAUGAUGCCUGGACUUGCUUUGCAGCAGCAGCAGCAGCAGCUCCAACACCCCCAGGCACCCCAUGGUCCACCCACCCCUAUGGGCCCACAGGGUCAUCACAUACAGGGCAUGCAAGCAAACCGGCAACUCAAUCCAGCAGCCCUACAGCAACUACAGCAGCAGCAGCAUCAACAGCAGGCUCAGUUAGCCCAGUUAGGUGGUGCUCGAGGCCCAUUCAACCCUUCAAACCAGAUGCCUGUCCCAGCUGGUUGGAACCAGUUACCUUCUGGUGUUCUCCAGCCACCGCCUGCUCAGGGGCCUAUGACUCCAAGUUGGAGAAAAGCUCCUCCACAAGGUCAAAUUGGACAGCGUCCUCCUUCUUUGGCAUCUGUGCAAACACCAAACCAUCCUCCACCACCGUAUCCCUUUGGCAGCCAACAGGCUGGGCAAGUUUUUAAUGCCAUUCAGCAGCAGCCAGCAGGGGCAAACCAGUUUGCAGCCCCUCAGCCCAAAGGUCCCCAAGGAGUUGUGGGACCAAGGGCACCACCUCCGUUGCCUCCUGUGUCUGCUUCACAGAGCAACCUCGCUUCCAAGUCCCCUGGAUCCUCAUCUUCACCAUUUCAGCAGGGUUCACCUGGAACCCCACCUAUGAUUGGCCAAGGUCAGCUAGGUCCACGUCCAACAACUCCCCAGGGGUUCCCGCAGGGAGUUGGGUCCCCAGGUAGGGCUGUGUUAGGGCAGCAGGGUAAUGUUCAGCCAGGCUUUAUGGGAAUGCCUCAGCAUGGCCAGGUUCCCCAAGGAGGGAUGGGAGGUAUGCCAAAACGAAUGCCAAUGGGGUUCUCAAAUGUAAGUCAGAAUUUUGUGCAAGGACAAGUUACCACAAGUGGGGCGGGAACCCCCACAGGUGGUACCCUUCAACUUCAAAGUGGCCAAAACAUGUCGCAUGCAGGUCCACAGCCUUCAGUUUCAACACCAAACCACAUGCAGCCCAGUUCCCUACAACCUGGUGGAAUUGGCCAUCAUGGUGGAAUGGCUCCUCAGCCUCCAGCCACCUCUGGUAGUGGGAUGGGACAACCUCAGUCAGGUCUACAGACCCAGAUGAUGGGCAUGCAGUCCCAGAUUCAAAAUCAGUCUGUAGCCUCCUCUCAAGGUCAAAUGGUGCAAGGCCAGGCAGGAGGUCAGACUGUCCUAUCUCGGCCCAUGAAUCAAGGACAGCGAGGGAUGACUCCUCCUAAACAGUUGAUGCCUCCACAGGGACAAGGGAUGAUGCAGAACCCGGCCCAACUUGGUGGGGGACAGGGACACCAAGCAUUACUGAUGCAACAGCAACCGCAGCAACAGCACCAACAUCAGCAACAAGCUUCACAGCAGCAAAAUACUAUGAUGGAACAGAUGGUAGCCAACCAAAUGCAAGGUAACAAGCAGGCUUUUGGGCCCAAAGGACAACCAACUGUUAUGCCAGGUCAGAUGAUGCGAGGCCCAUCACCUAAUUUGCAGGGCAACAUGGUGCAGUUUCAGUCGCAGCAACAAAUGACUCCACAACAGCAAAUUGCUCAGUUGCAGCAGCAGCAGCAGCAAUUACAACAACAGCAGUUGCAGCAGCAGAUUCAGUUACAACACCAACAGCCACAACAACAGCAAUUACAGCAGCAGCAAUUACAGCAGCAUCAGCAGCAAAUGGCACAGUCCCAGCAGAUCCCAGUUAAUGGUAAUCCCAACCAACCAUUAGGGAUACAUGGCCCUCAGAUGCGACUUCCAGGACAUUUGGUCCAGCAGCAGCUUCAGCAAAAACAGCAACAGCAGCAACAUAUGAUGCAACAGCUGCAACAACAGCAACUACAGCAGCUUCAGCAGCAGCAGCUUCAGCAGCAACAACAACAGCAGCAGCAGCAACAACAACAGCAGCAGCAGCAGGCUGGCCAGCAACACUCGCACCAGGUUGGAGACAGCACUGGAAGUGCAGGAGAUAUGAGCCAGCAACAGAUGCUUCCUGACAUGCAAAUGCAACAGCAGCAGCAGGGUAUGAUGGGAGGUCCACAACACAUGCAGGUCGGCAAUGGGCAUUUUCCUGGUCAUGGAAUGCCUUUCAAUCCUCAGUUUGCUGGCCAGAUGCCCAUUGGUGGACAAGCAGCUGGAUUUCCAGUGAAUAAGGAUGUGACGCUGACGAGUCCCUUAUUAGUUAACCUGCUUCAAAGUGACAUUUCUGCCAGCCAGUUUGGGCCAGGUGGAAAACAGGGAACUGGUGGGGUUGGAGUUAACCAGGCCAAACCAAAAAAGAAGAAACCACCUCGUAAGAAGAAACCCAAAGCAGGCGAGGGGCAGCAAUCCGUUGAAGGGCUUGGGAGUUUGGAUUCAGUUCCACAAGGGUUGGAUGAAGCAGAGAUGCAAGGUCUAGGUAGCGAUCAAGGAGCUGGCACAGAUUCUUCCAAUUCGAAGCCCCCUGAAUUUGCUAAUCGGCCAGGAUUUUCUGGACAAUCAGGAGAUCAGAGGGUUUUGCAGCAAAUGCCAAUGCCAUUCAUGGCCCAGCAGCAGCAGCAGCAACAACAACAACAGAUGCAGCAAAUGCAGCAGCAGCAGCAACAGUUACAACAACAGAUGCAGCAACAGCAAGAACAGCAGCAGCAACAAAUGCAAAAGCAACAGAUGCAUAUGCAGAUUUCAGGUCAACCUGGAACACCCCAAGGGUCACAACAAGGACAGCAUCAAAUCCAUCCACAUCAUUUACAGCUUCAACAGCAGCCACCACAGCACAUGCAGCAGCAACAGCAGCAGCAACAGCAACCAUUGACCCAACAGCAACAACACAUGAUGAUGCUUAAAAUGCAGGAGCAACAAGCAAAAAAUCGGCUUCCGCUUCAACAAAGUGGCUAUCCCCAAAGAACUCUUGUUAAUCCUGGUGAUCCUGCACAGAGAAUGCCUGUAUCCCAACAAGGGAACAUGCCUGUAAUGAUCAGUUUACAAGGGCAUGGAGGUGUCCCACCUUCCCCAGAGAAAGCCAGAGGCAUGCAGCCAGUAGUAAAUUCACAGUUGACUGCUGCAACUAGAAGAAUGCCUCAUCCAGACAUUGGGCAGGGAACCCAAGGUAUAGCGCCAGAGGAAGUGUCAGGCACCCCUAACUUGCAGGACAGGACAUCAAUUGAAAUGGUGCCUCAGGCAGGGAAUGCCAGUCAACAAAAUGUUAUCAACCAAGGUCCUAAUUCUCAUCUGUUGAAGUCUGUGCCUUCAUCAGUCCCUCAGCAACCAGGAGCAAGUCCCCAGCAACAGCCCCAGCAAGGACCAAUGGCUGGCUCUCACAAUCUUCAUUUUCCUGGUGCUCCUUCAACUUCCCAAAGUUCCCGCCCUAAGACGCCAAACCGUGCCAGUCCUAGACCAUAUCACCAUCCUUUAACCCCCACCAACCGUCCACCCAGCACUGAGCCUUCAGAGAUAAAUCUCUCCCCUGAAAGACUGAAUGCAUCAAUUGCUGGUCUUUUCCCUCCAAAGAUUAACAUCCCCCUACCACCCCGACAGCCUAAUUUAACUCGAGGUUUUGAUCAACAAGGUCUAAACCCUACCACUUUGAAAGCUAUUGGACAGGCCCCACCAAGCCUUGCAUCUCUUACAAACAACACUGCUGGCAAUAAUCUUGUUCAGCAGGGUUUUCCACAAGCUAGUAAUGCUACCAGUACAGGUGCAAAGCAAGAGAAACAGACGGUUGGAGGGCAAACAAAGAGAGCUAGUCCCAGUAACAGUAGACGAUCUAGUCCUGCCUCAAAUAGAAAAGCAGCCACUCCCAGCCCAGGAAGGCAAAAAUGGACUAAGAACCCCCUAACCUCCAUACCAAAUCAUCAACAAAUGCCAGGUUCCCAAACUGUAAUGGCCAAUGCUUCUUCAGUCCUCCCAAAUCCCACUGCAUCUAUAUCAUCAGUAGGAACUCUAGAUUCCCAGCAAAAUCUAAACCCUCUGCAAGCACUUCCCAGUAACUCGGAUGCAGUCAGAGAGAGCCAGGGGCAAGCACCACAGCUAGACCCACGUCAGAUUGCGCAAGUAGAAAGAGAUCACGUUGCUCUAAGAAUGGCAAAUCAACGCAUUCCAUCCCAGGAGCCAAAAAUUCAAGAACCUAAUAUGCCACCUGAGCAACCAUCAGAGGAGAUGCGUCAGCCUCAGAAUCCAAAACUGCAAGAGCAUCGUUCUGAUGUUUCAGCAUCUUUUAGAGAUGCCCCAACGUCCCUUAAUCAGUUACUGGAUAAUACAGGCCACUCAUCCUUGUCCACAAAGCCACUCAAGGUUAUUCCUCCAGGAGGUGGAGAUCGAGCUCUGGCGGAACAAGAGAGCCAACGUAACCCCAGUAUCCCACAGAGCAGUGAUAGUGGUCUGCCUUUGCCCACCAGUGAACUUGAACAAAAAUCGAAGGUUGGCUCAAUGGUUAGCUCAAAUGUGAUCCGGACUAGCAGUCCAAACAUUCAGUCAACCUCUGGUAUAUCCAGUGUUGGCCCAAGUUCAACUUUGCUUACUAGCUCUGCUUCAAAUGCUGGCCUACAUCCCAACUCUUCCAUUAGUCCAAAUCCCAGUACUAAACCUAUUACAAGUAUGUCCCAAACAGUCUUGCAUAGACCCACGUCAUCAGGGUCUACUCAACCAAAUCAAAUAACGGUUUUUGUGACCUCCAAUCCCAUGAGUUCUGCUGCUAGCACAGCAUCUGCAGUGCCUCCAGCCAUUGUCCCAACUGUGCUUGCAGUACCUACUAAGAACAUAAGACCUCAAGAAGUGCACCAGUCUGCUCCUACUCAAAAUCGUCCUCCGCAGUUUAUCACAGGCCCUGUCAUUUUCCAAGUCCCAUCUGUCUCUGUACCAUCAAGCACCAAUGUGGUUUCUCAGCCUGUCACAAUGGUUGGGCCCAUACAAGUAUCUGCCAAUAUUCAACUCACUCCUGCUCCAAUUUCAGGCACAGCAUCGACUCUUUCUGCCCCUAUGGCAACACAUUCCCCUGUUGUAAGCAUAGCCACAGGUCAGUCAGCUCGUGCCAUGAUUGGACAAAUCCAAGUGCAAGUGUCUGCAAGUCAGACAUCCUCUUUAAACACAGUGCACCCUCCUCAGCAAGAGAGCACUUCUGAUGCCCUAAUCUCAAGAAUAAGUUCUUUAGGGCAAUCAUCAUCUUUACAAUCUCGCGCAUCUCCUGGUGUUCUCCCAUCUGUUCAACCUCUGGCAUCUCCGUCUGCCUGCUCUAGCCCAGGGACUACUUCUGUUGCCCGCAGAAGUCCCCUCUCACAACCAUCAACAACUAUUGCUAAGAGCAGUCCAGUUCACAAUGUUCUGAGCAAGACUUCCACCCCCCACAGUGGUGACAACCAUCAGAUUCAACAGCAAACUACAACCCAGUCAGGAAAACCUAUAGACACUGCACCAUCUCAAGCCCCACCUCAAGCGGUUCCAAAUGCAACACUUUCUAGUUCACUGCCUCCUUCCACGGCAGUCUCCUCUGCACUACCUGCACCUCAGCUGUCAGCACUAGUAUCUACGGUUUCUUCUUCGGCUCACGUGCAGAUUCCUCCACCAGUUUCCUCUUCCACCCUUACACCCAGUCCUUCAGUGAUCACUCCCAGCUCUGCUGUGGUGCUUCCUGCCAGUUCUGCUUCCAGUUCCCCACCAGUCACUAGUAUGUCUGCACCAUCUGUUCCACCUCCUGCUUCUGUCCCACCAGUGACUCCUGCACAAACCACUGGUCCUACAACUGGGUCAUCUCCACUCCUCCCAGCUGUCGAACCACAGCCUUCCACAUUAAUAGAGACAAGCUUGCCUGAGCCAGCAAACACCACGGCGCCUGUUGAAGAUACUCCAAGUCUCCAAGCUCAGCCUGCACAGGAGCAACAGCAAACUGGAGAGACAGCGCCUUCUGUGGUGGAACAGGGAUGGGCAAAGAAAAGAAAGACGCCCAUCGACUUAGCCCAGAGGGAGGUAAGAGGCCACACGGAAAAGGCAAAAGGGCCCAGCCGGAGGAGCUCUCGGGCUGAGAAGGACACUGAAGAGGAAGUGCCUGACAGCGGACAGAGAAAGAGGGCAGCCAGACCAGGGUCGGCCUCUUCCAACCCAGGGAAAGCUGCAGAAUCGAACACUGGAGCGAGUCCCACGCAGGCCAAACGAAGGAAGUCGAAGUGAUCGUGAAGCUUAACACACCUGUGAAAUGUACAUUUCUCUCUCAAACUGUUUUAUCUGCUGUUUUUUUUCCUGUAAUCGUGUGUGUGUGUGUGUGUGUGUGUGUGUGUGUGUGUGUGUGUGUGUGAGUGUGUGUGGUAGCAGCCAUGUACAGAAACAUGUUUUUAAAAAGAAAUGAAUGAUGUUUUUGUUCCCUGAUACUAAGUGAUAUCCUAUUUACGUGUGUGUGUGAGAUGUGUCCUGUUUUUUAUAUAUGCUGGAUUAAUCAUGAAGUGUAAUGAUGGAUUGUAUAAUAAUGUUACAAAAUGGAUUAAAAUGUUUUUUGUUUUUAAACUUCUUGUCCCUGGACACGGAUUAGUAGUUGUCUGCGCAUUUCUCCUCCUUGUUACUUGAGGUUUUUUUUCUUUUUUCCUUCCCUCUUCUUAGUUAUCUUCUGUUCAUUUGGGCAGCUAAAUUUUUCUCCUCCCCCCGUAACAUCCUCCCUCCCUCUCUCUCUCUCUCUCUCUCUCACACCCUCCCCGCCUCACAAAUAAGAAUCUCAAUCAUGAUCCUGACAUUUAAAUUAAAAAUAAAAGCUUGAUUUCAACAA
Messenger RNA from Neoarius graeffei (lesser salmon catfish), 7635 nucleotides. RefSeq names its product nuclear receptor coactivator 6 (gene ncoa6). Gene Ontology annotation, cellular component: transcription regulator complex; nucleus; histone methyltransferase complex. NCBI's taxonomy places the organism in Eukaryota, Metazoa, Chordata, Actinopteri, Siluriformes, Ariidae. The transcript is spliced from 15 exons. Gene Ontology annotation, biological process: positive regulation of transcription by RNA polymerase II. The record is from RefSeq and is a predicted model, not a curated record. The coding region runs from base 252 to 7049 and encodes 2265 amino acids.